This is a messenger RNA of Anopheles moucheti, 2401 nucleotides long. Its product is annotated as ATP-binding cassette sub-family F member 3-like. Lineage: Eukaryota; Metazoa; Arthropoda; Insecta; Diptera; Culicidae. Gene Ontology annotation, molecular function: ATP binding; ATP hydrolysis activity. The record is from RefSeq and is a predicted model, not a curated record.
GGGACUGUGGAACAGUAUGCGGCGAGUGAAGGUGUUGGGCAAAACUGGGGCCGAGAUGAACGCUUGCCCAUUGCUGUGAGCGCUCACUCAUCGUUUUUUUCAUUCUCCUCUUCGUCAUCGCUGACCCUCUCAACUGUCACCCAUUUUGUUUGUUUUGGUUUUUACGGCGCUUCCGCAUCGUAUCGUUUAUUUGAGAUAUUUUAGUUACAAAAGUGUAGUUUAUGCUGUUAGUUUUAGUGGAAAGAAUUAUAGUGCGGGUAUAUAUCGAGUGUGCACUGCAGAAAUUUGUUUCCAAUAGGAUUAGUGCUUUGGUUUUGAUUUUUAGCUGCAGGUAUGUAUGGAUACUGUUGUUCGUUUUGUUCCAUGUUUUGCGUACAUUUUUAGCCUUGCCGACCGAGAAAUUUACGUAAGUAUGACUAUGUGGUUGCCGACGUUACGAACAAUCCUCCUUUUGCCGUCCGGAUAAUACAUGGAGCAGUGUAAACUAUCCGGAACAGUACGGAUAACACACGGAGCAGUAUCCACGUCCAUUUGACGAUCAACCAAAACAACGUAUGUUUCCGGAUGUCCCUCGAUUGUUUGCUAAGGCGUAACGAAGCACCGACAACGGAAGCAGCUGCUCUGUCGUGGUAUCAAAAACUUACCAUGCUGCAGCUGCUGCUGGACGAACCGACCAACAUGUUGGACAUUGAGGCGAUCAUCUGGCUGGAGAACUAUCUACAGAAUUGGCCCACCACUCUGCUGGUAGUGUCGCACGAUCGUAACUUCCUCGACACCGUACCGACCGACAUACUGUACCUGCACUCGAUGCGGAUCGAAACGUUCAAGGGCAACUACGAACAAUUCGACAAAACGCAACGGCACAAGGCACAGAGGCGCGAGUACGAAGCGCAACUGGCCCAUCGCAACCACGUGCAGGAGUUUAUCGAUCGGUUCCGGUACAAUGCGAACCGGGCCGCGAGCGUACAAUCAAAGAUUAAGAUGCUGGAAAAGCUCCCCGAACUGAAACCGGUGGAAAAAGAAAUUGAAGUGACGCUUAAAUUCCCCGAAGUAGAACCACUCAAUCCUCCCGUGAUGACACUGAACGAGGUGCAGUUUAAGUAGGAUAAGGUGAUAUUUACGAGCGUCAAUUUGGGUGCUAACUUAGAUUCAAGGAUAUGCAUCGUCGGUGAAAACGGGGCCGGUAAGACAACACUGCUGAAGAUUGUCGUGAGCCUGCUUCAACCGACGGGCGGUUUGGUCCAUUUACAUCGUGGCCUUCGGCUCGGAUAUUUCUCCCAGCAUCACGUCGACCAGCUCGAUAUGACGGUCAACAGCGUGGAACUGCUGCAGAAUGCGUACCCGGGCAAACCGAUAGAAGAGUACCGGCGAGUACUGGGAAGCUUCGGAGUAUCUGGUGAUCUUGCACUCCAAGUCGUCGCUAGCUUAUCCGGAGGUCAAAAAUGUCGUGUCGCAUUCGCAAAAAUGUGUAUGGGCCGACCGAACUUCCUGGUGCUGGACGAACCGACGAAUCAUCUCGACAUCGAAACGAUUGAAGCGCUUGGAAAAGCGAUCAACAAAUACAGCGGCGGUGUAAUUCUAGUGUCUCAUGACGAGCGAUUGAUUCGUAUGAUUUGCAAGGAGUUGUGGGUUUGCGGUGACGGUACAGUGAAGAGCAUCGAGGGAGGCUUUGACGAAUACCGCAAGAUUGUCGAGCGUGAGCUGGAAGCGUUGGCUGCCUAAUGAAAACGAUAAUCCUCGACCUUUCUACUCCCAUCCCGUACUUGCAAAGCCUUGCUAUUGUAUGCUCCCCUUUGUUCACACUAAAAAUGUUUCACAAUGCUUUUCGUAUUGAAAAAAAGCCAAACUGUUACACGUCCAAUAGGUACAAAACGCCACAAGGAAAUGUUUUAAACCAAGCAUGAUCAGGAAGCAUGAAGCCACAAGUAAAAAUAACAGCCUGCUAUGACCAGAAUAACGAGGCGUAGCGGCAAUUUUCCUGCCCAAGAAUUUUUCUCGAGGCCGCACAAUCAGCAAGUUGCACCGAGAGUACAAAUGCAACGAUGUGCAACCUGUCGCUACACUUUAAAGGACGCUGCUUUCGAUUGAAGCAUUGGUUUGUGUUUACCAUUUUAUACUCUACAAGCACACUCUGGACUGAGCAUGUUGCAGCUAAAUGCGGACGAAACAACCGACUUAUUUAGUAUUAAUAUUUAAAUUAAUGUAGAAUUAUUUUAACUUUUAUAAAUGGCAACAUGAACAUCAUGUAGUCGACGAUUGGUUUAUGCUAUAAAAUGUUUGUUUAGUCAGGACUAAUUUUAGAAUGUAAGCAAGUAAUUUUGUGAAUUAACAUAGUUAUUAAGUCUAUUUAAUGUUAAUUGUACACAAUUUUAUGUUUUAAAUUAAUUAUAAUGCUCAUUUA